UCGCUCUCUCUCUCUCUCUUUCUCUCUCUUCUUUCUUGAAUUCCCUGUAAACUCUCUGUGACGAAGACAACAACGAACCAAUGAUCUUCUUCCUGGCGGGAACAGACGCAUCAGAUCCCGAGAUACCUGAUUUACCAUUCUAUCCCUUACUAAAGAUUUAAAGUUUAAACGCGUCACCUUCGUCACACCAUACGCCUUUCAAGCCAAGCAACCUUUCAAUUUUCCAUUUCUUCCCGUAUUCUCAAGAAAGUGGAAGAGAAAAUAUGAGAGAGGAUUAUUCUUAUCUUUAUUUGUUGAGUUUGACCUUGCAUAGAAGUUAGUUAGCCUUAUUAUUAGUUUUUGUCUUUUUUUGUUUCGAUACCUGUGUUCGGUUCUUGUCCGUUGAUCUCCCCCCUGCCGGCCUCCAAUUCAAGCCGUUGAUUUGUCCAUCGUGGACACUCCUCUUCUGUUAUGAAGUUUGGCGGUGAAUUUCUCUUCUCUUCUCUUCCACUUCAAUGGAAUUCUCUUUAUCAUGGUCUCCUCUCCCUCUCUAUAUUGGCUUGUAGCGAUUUGAGGUCGAAGAGAAACUCUAAUGGGGAAAGAUAAUGAUACUAAAUGUGUAUUUCCUUUAACAAGUCUCCAAAUUGGAGAUUUGCAGUCUUAUCUUUCAGAUCUUAGCCUCUUUCUGGCAUUUGAAAGUAAUAAAAUCUACAUUUUGGUGGACAACCGACCAUGGCUGGUGGAUCUAGAUUCACGGCCAACACACCUGUGGCAACUGAUGGUUACCAAGUCCAGGCUAUCUCCUUUUGCAAACACUAAAUCACGGAGGCAGAGGGAGGAGGGAAAGGACAGUUGUUCCACACCUGGUGUUAGUAAAUCAGAAAAGUUUAAGAGGUGGUUUUCUUUAAUUGAUGCUGCAACUUUGUCUCGAAAGCGGGCUUUGCUACCUGUUAAGACGCUUAGAAGCCAUUUGCUUUUAAGCAGUGAGUUACAUAGGACCUUGUAUGGUUUUAUUGUAUUUGAAGUUUCAUGGACUGAUGUUAGAGGAAUUAACUAUUUAAAUGAACUUCAGACUGAUACCUCUUUGGCCAUAGAAGCUAAAUUUAUGCGAAGAUGGGAAUUUGAUAGCAUAGCCCAAGCUGUAAGCUGUAUAUCUUCGUGGUUCUCAGGAAAACACCAUGAACUGCUGCAAUUGAGAGACUAUCUAGAAUCCACCAUAGGAGAGAUCUUCUAUGAUGCUGAAGAAGAAUUCUCGAGGGCUACCCCAAAAGGUGAUGAUGAAAACAUUUGCCGUAAUAACCAGUGUGGUGAAAAUACUUCUCUCCAGUGCAUUGCUAGCAGGUUUAGUGCAUACGCUGGGACUACAGAAAGUAGAACAAAUGCGCCACACACUCCUCCCCAAACUGGACCUUUUAAGAGAAGAAAAGUAAUGAAGUGCAAUGGUGAUGGAUUUGAAAUUGAAGACUUGUUAUGCAACUCUGGGACUUGUAUUGAUUCUGAUAUUGCAGCCAAAGCUACCGAGUACCGUGAUGUUCUGAUUUUAUUUAGGUUCAAUGACUGUGACCUCCCAUUUAAAUUAAGGAAAAUCAUAAUGUCUGAUCUCCGUUUACUUACUCUACUAGAGGCUGGACUUCCAUCUUGGGUAAUAUUCCUCCAAUCAUAUCCAGGAUUUUGCCAUCUCUAUCGCCCCUGGAUGUGCCCUCUUGUUCGAGCUUUAUAUGUGCUGAUCUCAGUUGUCACUGUUCUAAUAGGUUUUUAUGAUUUAUACAAAAAUGUCCCUGUUCUGAAAGCUACUGCUUCGCGUUUGUGUGGCCCUCUUUUGGAUUGGAUAGAAACUUGGGAGAUGGUAUCAAGAAUUAAAUACUUAGGGACAAUGCUAUUUUUGCACAACUUUCAGAAGGCUGUUCAAUGGUUUUUGGCAAUUACACGUACCAUUCGGUCUUUUUUUUCAGUUGUUACAUUACCAAUGGCGGAACCUCUUAUGGAGGUUUUAAGCUUCCUUCUCCCAGUGUGGAAUACACUUGUUCAAGUGGUGGAGAGUUCUUGUUCGGUUCUUUGGGUUUUAAUAGGCUCUUCUUGCAGUCUAAUUGGGGACCUGAUGGAGAUUGUAUUGUUGCCUAUUUGGUUAAUCAUCUCAUUUGUUUGGAAACUCGCAAAUUCUGUUCUAUAUCCAAUAUUUUGGAUGCUUUGGGAAUUACUCUAUGCCCCUAUUCGCCUGGUCCUUGCACUAGCUAGUUUUGUGGCUUUCAUUUUUGCUGGCAUAUCUGAAUUGCUUGGAAAUAUAUGGGGGGCUGUAAGUAGCAUAUUCCAGUUUGCUUCAGCUUCGGAGGCUACGGUGAAUGCAUAUGAAGUUUCCAUGUGGCGUUCACUUUGGAAUGACCUAUUCUCCCAGGUUUUUCGUGCUGUCAGAGCUAUAAAUGGUUUUGUUGCAUUCUUCAUGGCCUGCAAUAGACAUGCGUGCAGCAUUUAUAAUCAUAUGCAGGAUUUCAUCCAAAGACUGCUCGGUCGAACCCAGAGAUCAACCCUCAGAUCAUAACAUAAAAAGUAACACGUAAAGAUCAAAGUUCGUCAGAAGGAACGAAACUCUACACGAAGUGAGGUCCCAUUCUUUUUGAGGCUUUAACAGAGGCGAAUUUAUGUCUCUAGUUCAACAGAGAAUUGUGUUUCGGUACAUGUACCUUCGACAAAUAAAAGAGAAAAGGGUAAAUUAACUUAGGCAACAAAUGGAAGGAGAGGGCAUACACCUGCGGAUUCUUAACAUUUUCUUCAAAACUACCAUCGGAAGAGUUUUAUCAUUCUCUUGCUCCUUCGAGUUUAUCGUUUCCAUUUCUUUACCUGGUUCCCAUCCUUUUUAUUUUUGAUGUAAAUAACAUGUACAGGAAGCAAUUUAUUCAAUUUUCAUU
This is a messenger RNA of Pistacia vera, 2882 nucleotides long. RefSeq lists its product as uncharacterized. Lineage: Eukaryota; Viridiplantae; Streptophyta; Magnoliopsida; Sapindales; Anacardiaceae. The record is from RefSeq and is a predicted model, not a curated record.